GGGAGCGCCCACCGGAAGCAACCCGGAGACUCGAACAUGGCGGCCGCCCGGUGCCUGCGCUGGGGCCUGAGCCGAGCCAGAGCCUGGCUGCCCCCGCCGCCCCCGCACUGCCCCCGCCGGGAUCUGCACAAGCAGGUAGACGGCACCGGAUUCCAGAGCAUCUACAGCCUGGACAAGCUCUACCCGGAGUCGCGGGGCUCGGACACCGCGUGGAGGGUCCCGGAUGACGCGAAGCAAGCCAACGACAUUCCUCUAGAUCGCUUGACAAUAUCUUAUUGUCGGAGCAGCGGGCCUGGAGGCCAGAAUGUUAACAAAGUGAAUUCCAAGGCUGAAAUCAGGUUCCAUUUGGCAACCGCCGACUGGAUCGCAGAGCCGGUGCGCCAGAAGAUGGCCGUCAUGUAUAAAAAUAAGAUCAACAGGUUGGGAGAGCUGAUACUCACCUCUGAAUGCAGCCGCUAUCAGCUCCGAAAUCUGGCAGAUUGCCUGCAGAAAAUUCGAGACAUGAUCGCUGAAGCCAGCCAGACGCCCAAGGAGCCAUCCAAAGAAGAUGCUGUCCUCCGAAGAAUCAGAAAACAUGAAUCGGGAAAGGCUGAGAAAAAAGAGAAUAAAUUCCGCCAUAAAGGCAAGCAGGAGGGUAGAUAUGGACUGAAAUCACCCUCCAGGGCUGGCAGAGACCCUCCGCAGGGCGCCGGGCAGCCGGCGGGAGCGCGAGUGCUGGCAGGAGACGGCCUGCGGUUUGCGGUUUUAGGCCUGUCUCCAACAUUGGAGCCACUGGGAUUGUUCGCUCAGAAUGAGGGUGGCAGGCGCUCGUGUCAAAGGUCUCUAUAGGCGAUGACAUGUUGUCACACCUCACUUACCCACUUCAUGUAUUAGCUGCAAUAAAAUUCUAAAUGCAAAAAAUAAAUAAAAUUCUAAAUGCAAAAA
Eptesicus fuscus (big brown bat) is the source of this 924-nucleotide messenger RNA. RefSeq names its product mitochondrial ribosomal protein L58 (gene MRPL58). The transcript has 6 exons. Gene Ontology annotation, molecular function: translation release factor activity. NCBI's taxonomy places the organism in Eukaryota, Metazoa, Chordata, Mammalia, Chiroptera, Vespertilionidae. Gene Ontology annotation, biological process: mitochondrial translational termination. The record is from RefSeq and is a predicted model, not a curated record. Bases 37 to 828 code for a protein of 263 amino acids. Gene Ontology annotation, cellular component: mitochondrial large ribosomal subunit.